Hyaloperonospora brassicae is the source of this 2322-nucleotide messenger RNA. NCBI's taxonomy places the organism in Eukaryota, Oomycota, Peronosporomycetes, Peronosporales, Peronosporaceae. The record is from the annotation of a GenBank genome assembly.
AUGGACAUCCUCAUCAACUCGCUGUACCGCACGAAAGAGAUCUUUCUGCGGGAGCUCAUCUCGAACGCCUCGGACGCGCUGGACAAGCUCCGGUUCCUGGCGCUGUCCAACAAGGAGCUGCUGGGCAAACUGCGGGAGCUGGAGAUCCGCAUCAGCUUUGACAGGGACGCGCACACGCUCACGAUCCGGGACACGGGCGUGGGCAUGACCAAGAACGACCUCGUGACCAACCUCGGGACGCUGGCCAAGUCGGGCACGGCCCACUUUGCUGAAGCGCUGCAGAGCGGGAAGGACGACAGCAACCUCAUUGGCCAAUUCGGUGUCGGCUUUUACUCUGUCUAUUUGGUGGCCCACCGCGUUCGUGUCGUGAGCAAGAACCACGACGACGAGCAGUACAUUUGGGAGUCGGACGCGAACGCAUCGUUUACGAUCGCGAAGGAUCCGCGAGGGAAUACACUCGGCCGUGGCACAGAGAUCACGCUGUUCCUGAAGCCAGAUGCGGCCGAGUUUGAGGACCAAGACAAGCUCAAGAACCUUGUGGGGCACUACAGUGAGUUCAUCACGUUCCCGAUCUAUGUGAAUGCAAGCACGACAGAGACGUACGAGGUAGAGGAGGAGCCCAGCGAUGACGCUGCAGACGAGGAGGAGACUGGUGAGAAGGCGAGCGACAAGGAGGACGAGGACGAGUUAGAAGCCGUCAUGGAAGAUGGUGAGAGUGAGGCUCCGAAAACUCGCACGGAAACGCGUGAAGUGUGGGGCUGGGAACGUGUGAACGAAGUCAAAGCCAUUUGGACGCGCUCGAAGGACGACAUCAGCGAUGACGAGUACAAGAGCUUCUACCACACGCUAGAUAAGACGGACACCACUGACCCGCUGACCUGGAUCCAUUUCCAGGGUGAAGGCGAGAUCGAGUUCAAAUCGAUUUUGUACGUGCCAGGCAAGGCCGCCAGUGAUUUCUACACGCGCUUUGAUAGCAAAAAGGCGAAGAUCAAGCUGUACGUCCGCAAGGUGUUGAUCUCCGAUGAUUACGAUGACUUCUUGCCGCGCUACCUGAACUUUGUUGCCGGCGUCGUGGACUCGGACGACUUGCCGAUCAACGUUUCCCGCGAGUCUCUGCAAGAGAACAAGAUCCUUCGCAUUAUCCGCAAAAAGCUUAUCCGCAAAGUAUUGGAAAUGCUGCACAGACUGGCUGAGAAUGACGAAAGUGAUGAGGAGGAGGAUGAUGACGAGGAGGAGGAGGAGAAAACUGUGGAUGAGUCACAGGAUGCUGAAUCUGAUGCAUCGACGGAAUCGGAUGAGGUUGCUACGAGUGAGGAGGAAGACGAGGAGGAGGAAGAGGAAGACCGCAACGCGUCGUACAACAAGUUUUGGGAGGAGUUUGGCAAGAACAUCAAGCUGGGUGUUAUGGAGGACACCGCUAAUCGCGGCAAGCUGGUCAAGUUGCUACGCUUCGUGACGAACAAAAGUGAUGGCAAGUUGACGUCUCUGGAGGACUACGUGGGUCGCAUGAAAGACUGGCAGGACUCGAUUUAUUACAUUGCCGCUGGAAGUACGAAAGAGUGCAAAAAGUCGCCGUUUAUGGAGAAGAUGCGCGCCAAGGGCCUGGAGGUGAUCUACUUCAUCGAUGCGCUGGACGAGUACAUGGUGACGCACAUUCCCGACUUCGACGGGAAGAAGCUGGUGUCCAUUUCGAAGGAGGGUAUGAAGUUUGGCGACGAGGAUGUGUCGCUCAUGCAGAAGCGGGAACAGCUGUAUGCGGACAAGUAUACGGCGCUUACGACGGAGCUCAAGUCGCUGUACGGAGACAAAAUAUCUCGCGUCGUCAUGUCGCAGCGCGUGGUGAACUCGCCGGCCGUCAUGGUGACGUCCCAGUGGGGCUACUCUGCUAACAUGCAGCGCAUCAUGAAGGCGCAGACUUUUGUCGGUACGGACAAGAACCACCCGAUGUACGGUGCAGGAAUGGCGAUUUUGGAGCUGAAUCCUCGUCACCCGCUCGUCUCCAAGCUGAACGAAUUGAUGGCGAGCGAUCCUCAGAAAAAGGAAACGCAGGACCUCGCGUGGCUUCUGUAUGACACUACGCUGAUCAACUCGGGCUUCGAUUUACCGGACAUCGACAGCUUUUCUUCACGCAUUCGCCGCAUCAUGAUGACCAGCAUGGGCGUUGACAGUCUGGAACUUGAGCCAGAAAUCGAGGUACCGGAGGAUGAGGAGGUGGUGGACGACGACGUCGACGAUGCUGAAGACCUGGACGAUCCGACCAAGUCAGACGAUGUCGAGGUGGAUGAGAAGGCCGAUGCUGUUGAGGAGAAGGAUGAGUUGUAG